GAGAGUUUGAGAUAGAGAGAGAGAGAAUAUUGAGAGAUAUGGACUCCAACACUAAUGUUGUAGUUUUGAUGAGGGUGUUGUUGUCUUUAGCUUUUAUUGUCGUUGUGGGCUUGUUAGUUCAUGUCUACAACAGCGUUUGGCUAAAAUCUGAAAGGGUGAGGAGGAAGCUCCGAAUGCAAGGCAUCAAAGGCCCUCCGCCGUCGUUUUUUUACGGAAAUCUACCGGAGAUGCAGAAGAUCAUCCAAUUGCACGCCAUCAAAGCCGCCGCUCCGAACCAUGACUCCGAAUUCGUCGCACACGAUUACACCUCCACUCUCUUCCCAUACUUGGAGCAAUGGAGAAAAGAGUACGGUUUAUUGUACACAUAUUCAACUGGGAUGAGGCAACACUUGUACAUCAACCAAGCAGAGUUAGUAAAGGAAAUGAACCAAAGUAUGACGUUGGAUUUGGGCAAGCCUUCUUAUGUGACCAAGAGACUUGCACCAAUGCUUGGCAACGGCAUUUUGAGAUCAAAUGGCCUUUUAUGGGCACAACAACGAAAGAUUGUUGCUCCCGAGUUCUUCAUGGACAAAGUCAAGGGUAUGGUGGGGCUAAUACUGGAGUCAGUACAGCCAAUGCUUAGGAAAUGGGAAGAGUGCAUUGAAGCUCAAGGUGGGAUGACGGCAGAGAUUAAAGUGGAUGAGGACCUGAGGGGUGUCUCUGCCGAUGUCAUCUCAAGGGUCUGCUUUGGGAGCUCUUAUGCCAAAGGCAAAGAGGUUUUCUCAAAGCUUAGAAGCCUCCAAAAGACCAUUUCUCAUCAAGCCUUUCUUUUCGGAGUUACCAAUCUUAGAAUUUUUGGAACAAAAAAGCAAAACGAGAUGGGGUGCUUAGAAAAGGAAAUAGACUUGUUGAUUUGGAAGGCCAUAGAAGAACGUGAUAACCAAUUACAAGAAAGCACAGAGAAAAAGGACUUGUUACAGUUGAUAUUGGAGGCUGCUAGCGGCGACAAUAGUCUAGACACCGAUUCAUGUAGGCGUUUCAUUGUUGAUAACUGCAAGAGCAUAUAUUUUGCCGGACAUGAAUCCACCGCCGUCGCCACUUCUUGGUGUUUGAUGCUCCUCGCCUCACAUCCCGAGUGGCAAGCUCGCAUACGAUCGGAGUUCUCUCAAGUUUGCCCCAAUGGCAUCCCGGAUGCUAAUUCGCUGCCUCACUUGAAAAUAGUGACAACGGUGAUUCAAGAAGCCCUGCGUCUCUACCCACCGGCAGCAUUUGUGUCAAGGGAGGCACUAGAAGAGACCCAAGUGGGCAACAUCACUGUCCCCAAAGGGGUAUGCCUAUGGACUCUAAUCCCAACACUGCACAGAGACCCCGACGUUUGGGGCCCAGACGCCAACGAGUUCAGGCCCGAGAGGUUCGCCGACGGCGUGGCCCAAGCCUGCAAAUCUCCACAGGCCUACAUCCCUUUUGGGCUGGGCCCUCGCUUGUGUUUGGGUAAAAACUUCGCAAUGGCAGAGUUGAAGCUUAUCAUUUCACUAAUCAUCUCAAAAUUUGAUUUCUCCUUAUCUCCCAACUAUAGCCAUUCUCCUGCCUAUAGAAUGAUCGUAGAGCCUGGAAAUGGCGUACAAAUCCUCAUAACAAAGAUCUCACCAAGUUUGAAUAGCUAGAGUACUGCUUUGAUAAGUUAAUUACUCGAAUGUAAUACGUGAUUAAGCUUGGGGUUUUUUCGUUUAUGGUGUUGUUGGUUAAGUUAUUGGUGUUGGGGUCUCUUGAUCAUUUGGGUGAUUAUUAUAGUGAUGAGUACUUGUUCUCAUAAAAUAUGUGAAUGUAUCGACUUUUACACAGAAAAGCUAGUAGUUUGGAACGAUAGGUCGAACGGUCUUAUGGUUGUAAAACUUUUCUUUUGGCCACGACACUUUUAAA
Molecule: messenger RNA, 1899 nt
Organism: Morus notabilis
Lineage: Eukaryota; Viridiplantae; Streptophyta; Magnoliopsida; Rosales; Moraceae
Product: cytochrome P450 714A1
Exons: 5
Coding region: 39-1643 (534 amino acids)
Molecular function (GO): monooxygenase activity; oxidoreductase activity, acting on paired donors, with incorporation or reduction of molecular oxygen; heme binding
Source: RefSeq, a predicted model, not a curated record